CACCUCAAGCGAAGCGUCGCUUGAGAAAAAAACUGCUUUGUCACGCUGACGAUAUGGAUUUCAUUACAGUUUUGAUAUACCGGCGGUUUUGAUUCGUUCUUUUUUUGCGGCCCAUGGUAACGAUACGCGCGGUUAGACAUGUUUUUUUAUAGUAAGCUUUAGUAGAGGUAUUCGUGGUUUGUAAGCAGCAUUUCCAACUAGCGGCGAAAGAGGGCGAUAUUCACGCUUGAGUUAAACUAACAACUCUAUCGACCUGCAGAUAUCGCCGGGGAGAGUCUAGCUCACGCCAGCCGACGAUAGAUCGGUAUAAAUAGUGCUCUCCGUGCACCAGGUCUCAUUGUGAAUUUGUCGGCGGACAACUGCAUGUAUCGUAGAUUUACUGAACAAGAAAUGGCAGGCAAGACAGCAGCAUCCAAGUUGAAAGUUAUUGUAUUUCUAGGGUCAACACGCGAAGGCCGCGUGGGUUUGAGAGUUGCAAAGUUUAUCACGGGGCAACUCGAAGCUAAAAACUACGAAGUGGAAUUAUUCGGUAAGUUGAAAUCGUAGUAUAAAUUAUAAAAUUAAAAUAAUAAAAAGUGAAUUUUUAUCUACGUCACGCUGGCGCCGGUUUGAGUGAAGGCUAAAUGUCUUGUUAAAUUCUUUAUGAAAUCUAGUAGUAACUCUCAUGGCUCAGCCUUUUAACUUUACUAAUAUUAUUACUAAUACUAUUACUAAUUACCGACUUCCUUUGCUCCUAUUUCUGCCACAAUACUACAGAGGUGUAGUUAGAUAUGUGUACGUUUGGGCUUGGGUCAUUCAAUUUGUUUCUUCUUAACUUCAAAUGAACUCAAUGGAAUUUACUGACUUUUUAUUAUAAGUAGCUAUCAAGCCAUUUUCAUUAAAUUUAAUUUAUUACAUCUUAGCAUGAUUGCGGUGAUAGGCAGGAGUGAUAACUAGCGUUCUUAGCAACGGAUUUACUUGUCCACAGUGCUCUCCCAUAUUAAUUUAGUCUUCUAAUAGUUUUAGGACUCCCCGAGUAGGAGUCUUGUUUUGUCAUUAAAAAAAGUCUUUACCAGAUUUCAUUUUUCUUGAUAAUGCAUGCCACAUGUGAACUCAAAAAAUCUCUAACCUUGACUGCCUUGAGACUUGAUUCAGCCUUGAUUAAUUUUAAAACGAACAUUUCAUUGGUUUAAAGUACUUUAUAAAUUUGAUUUUUGUAUUAUUAUCAUAAUUUAGAUCCGGUUGUGCUGAAGUUCCCUCUUCUAGAGAAAGCCCUUCACUUUUACCAGGACAGGAAAACUGCCCCAAAAUUGCUUUUGGACUGUGAGGAGAAAAUCAAGGCGGCUGAUGCCUUUGUUGUGGUGUCUGCAGAGUACAACCACAGCAUCCCACCAGCCCUUUCCAAUAUGCUUGACCACUUUCCAGGAAGCAUUUUUGCCUACAAACCUAGCGCAAUUGUAACAUACUCACCAGGUGAGUUGAUCUUUUCAAAUAAUUUUUUUUUUAAAUUUUAAGUUUUAUAAAAGCUAGGUCAUAAAAAUGUGGAUUUUCUCUUGAGGCUCAUUAAGUAAAUAAAUAUAUACUAGGUUUACCCGGUUGCAGUUUUUCUUACACCAGGACCGAUACCUUGUAUGUUCAAUUUUUUUAAAAAAGGGGUUAACUUCUCAUUUUGUAUAAUAUGCCACAAAAUCUACUGCCGUAUGUGGUGGUGAGAGUGAAUAUUGCCUUCAACCGCUUGUGUCAAGAAAUAACCCACUGAUAGGAACAUUUAUUUGCCGGAUCCUGUAACAGAGAUGACAUUCAACAAAAACCCAUCAUCAGUGAAGAUAGUGUCUUUUUAUAACAAAGGCUUAUGAAAAAAGUCACACUAUAAUUAAUAAUGCCCGAGUUCAAAAGUCACAUGACUGGACUGUCUUUUUUUUCGGGGUGGGGGGGGGUUUGCGCUUCAUAAUGGAAGCAGGACACAUCAGCAGCAAAAUAUAUUAGUUUGUUUUCUCUUAUAUUGUUAAUGGUUGAAGUUUAGUCCAGAAAAAUGCAUGAUGAAUUCCAGAUAUUAAUUUAUAAACAUUAUGAAGAAAAGUAUGCUUAAUUUAAGCAUAUGCUCUUUUUGUGACCUUUGAAUAAAAAAUUUUAAUGUAUUCUUAACUCCUCUUGGUUUGGGAAGUGCGAAAUUUUAAAUAUUUCCCAAUGGCAUAUUUUGUUUCUGCACAAGAUGAUCAGUUGCAAACAUAAAGUAAUUUAGAAGCUUUAAUUUCAAACAAUAUUUAGUGUGUUGCAAUACAGUUUAAAAAAACAACCUCUUUAGCAAUAUUAUUUAUUGAAGAAUAAAUUAAAACCAAUCUUUUGUUUUCAGGACCCUAUGGAGGCAUGAGGGCGGCCAUGCAAUUGAGAGCAUUCCUUAGUGAAUUGGGCGCACUCAGCGUCUCAAAUAUUUUUGGCAUCCCAGAGGUUCACAAGGCCCUGGAUGAGAAUGGAAAACCGUUGAACGAUUUCAUGGUCAAGGGUGCCACAACUCUACUGACACAGCUGGACUGGAUGGCUUGGGCCAUGAAAAAUCACAGGGAUGCACAUGGGGUGCCAAAAUAAACACUGGGGGAGGUACCAAAAUAAGUUAUUCUCAUCUGUAACACAUUACCAGAAAGGUGACAAUGCAUAAUCAUAUCACAAGGGCAGCACCAUAAAAAUCCCUAAAAGUGCGAAAAGAAGUGAGGUUACAUCUUGUAUAUACGGUAUUUUAAUUUUAUGUAGAGUUUGUUUUCAACAUGUGUAAUGACAUGACAUUAUCGAAUUAAAAAAACAACUAAAUUGUAUAAAUCAAGAAAAUGCAUGAAACUAGUUGCCUUUUUUUUUUUAAAACCAAUUUAACAAAAUAAUGACCUCUUAUUUAAUACCGGUACUUUUAGUUUUUAAAGACUUCUGUGUUUACCAAAAAUAAAAUUUUGUUAGGGGAAAAAAAAUAAAGUAAAUAAGUCAUGCCUCUACACUCUCAUAUAAUGUUGGACAUCUCUGUACAUUUUAUUAUUACCAUUCCCAGCUUUUUUUGUUUCUUUGUGUGUUUCUAUUCUUGCCUCUUUAUUUUGUAACGAUAUUUGUUAAGGGGCUCUGUAUAUCAGUGUUAAGUUAAGGUGCUGGUUCACUGCUUAUGAGUCCAAAUAAUCCUUCAAACAAGAAAAAAAACGCAGUAUGUUAUAACAAUAUUUUUUUUUUCUGCCAUUGCUGUUAAGUCCCAGAAGGAAUGUGAUCUCAUGAUCAUUGUGAUACACCUUAAUAAAUGAAUUUCAACUAGGUAGUUAGGGAGAUUAUUGUGAUCAAUUUUAUUUUGCUUGCUUGUAGAUUGUUAUUGUACAUUUUUGCAAAAGUUAAUAAAUAUUUGUUGAAAAUGUG
Molecule: messenger RNA, 3363 nt
Organism: Lymnaea stagnalis (great pond snail)
Lineage: Eukaryota; Metazoa; Mollusca; Gastropoda; Lymnaeidae
Source: the annotation of a GenBank genome assembly